Molecule: messenger RNA, 9822 nt
Organism: Corythoichthys intestinalis (scribbled pipefish)
Lineage: Eukaryota; Metazoa; Chordata; Actinopteri; Syngnathiformes; Syngnathidae
Product: junctophilin-1-like
Exons: 6
Coding region: 184-2271 (695 amino acids)
Cellular component (GO): junctional membrane complex; plasma membrane; endoplasmic reticulum membrane
Source: RefSeq, a predicted model, not a curated record
GCCCACCUUUACACUUCCGAUGCCUAUUUGAAAAUACAGCUAUUUGCGGAAGAAGGAGGUUCAGCUUGUCGUCGUUAUCACGAUCAUCAUCCGUUUUCUUCUCCACCAGUCAGUCACCCGCUCGCAUUGGCCCUGGACGCCCCUGCCUCGGUCGUGCCGUUUCUCCCCCAGCUUCGCAUCUGAAUGACGGGCGGAAGGUUCGACUUCGACGACGGCGGCACUUACUGCGGUGGUUGGGAGGAUGGCAAAGCCCACGGACACGGCAUCUGCACCGGACCCAAGGGCCAGGGCGAGUAUGCGGGCUCUUGGUCGCACGGCUUCGAGAUAGUCGGCGUGUACACCUGGCCCAGUGGCAACACCUACAAGGGCUACUGGUCCCAGGGCAAAAGGCAUGGGCUCGGCGUGGAGAAUAAAGGCAAGUGGAUCUACCGCGGGGAGUGGAGCCACGGCUUCAAGGGGCGCUACGGCGUCCGGCAGAGCCACAACACACCUGCGAGAUACGACGGCACCUGGAGCAACGGGCUCCAAGAUGGAUAUGGCAUCGAAACCUACGGCGAUGGAGGCACCUAUCAAGGCCAGUGGAUGGGUGGAAUGCGCCAUGGCUACGGUGUGCGUCAAAGCGUUCCUUAUGGGAUGGCGACUGUUAUCCGCUCGCCCUUGCGUACGUCCAUGGCCUCCCUGCGCUCCGAGCAGAGCAACGGCACCGUGCUUCAGGACCUGUCUUCCCCCGCGGACACCCCCACGGGCAACCGCGGCGGCUUCGUCCUAAACUUCCACUCGGACAGCGAGGUGGUGACGGGCAAAAAGAAGGGCCUCUUCCGCCGCGGGUCCCUCUUCGGGAGCCUGCGGCAGUUGCGCAAGUCCGACUCUCGGACCUCCAUCUCUAGCAAGCGUAGUUCAGCGCGUAGCGACGCCACCAUGAGCCGCAUCAGCUCCAGCGACGCCAACUCCACCAUAUCCAUCGGUGACGGCGAGUUGCAAGACGAGGAUCUUCUUUUGGAGGACCACGUGGACGCCACCACCACCGAGAGCUACAUGGGCGAAUGGAAGAACGACAAGCGCAACGGAUUUGGCGUUUCAGAGCGAUCCAAUGGAAUGAAGUAUGAGGGAGAGUGGUUGAACAACAAGCGCCAUGGUUAUGGCUGCACGGUUUUCCCAGAUGGCACCAAAGAAGAAGGGAAGUACAAAAAUAAUGUGCUGGUGCGUGGAAUAAGGAAGCAGCUGAUUCCUCUGAAGAACCCCAAAACCAAAGAGAAGGUGGAUCGGGCUGUUGAGGGGGCGCAGAGGGCAGCGGCUAUUGCCAGGAGUAAAGUGGAAAUAGCAGCUUCCAGGACGGCCCAUGCCAGGACAAAGAGCGAGGCUGCCGACCAGGCCGCUAUCUCUGCAGUGCAAGAUGCUGAAAUCGCUAGAGCGGUUGCCCGGGAGCUUGCCCCCAACUUCUACCAACCAGGGCCUGACUACGUGAAACAGCAGUUUAAAGAGCCUGUAGAAAUGAAGGAGGUCCCCGUUGUCAAGAAAGACGACUCGCCAAGUGAUUCUCCCCAUUUUUACCGCAAAGGUACCACCCCUCCUCAUUCUCCAUUGAAUAGUCCCGUGGGCUCUCCUCCCCACUCACCUCACUCCAGCAAGAAGAAAGGCCACCACCAUCUUGCCAACCACAACAGCCGAAAAACCAGCAAAGAGGAGCAGCAGCCUUCCCGUAAAACAAGCAAGGAGGAAAAGUCUGCUCAUAAAGCCAGCAAAGACGAACGUUCGAGCAAGAAGCCGAGCAAAGAGGAAAGGAUGUCCGUCCCCGAUGGCCCCAAAGCUACUCCUAUGCACAUCGAGGCUCCCCCUAAACCCGCUAAACCUCAACAGCCGAGCCCUCCGCCCGAUGUCCCCGUACCUCCUCCCGCGGUCCCGGUCAAUGGCCAGCUUCACACAGAGUACCACAGUUACUACGUCAAGGCACCUGUAAAGGGCCCUCCGCCCCCUGACCCAGAGGAAGACCCAGAAGAAGAACCUAGUGCCCUGGCCUUGGCACGCCUACCACCACAGUCCAGGUCUGCUAAUACCCCGACCCCAAAGCCUGCCUCCGUACGGGAUAGCCAGAGCGACCCAAAACUCAGGAAGCAAGAUUCCCUCAAGCCAAAGAGCCUCGCAGAUACAAAGAAAGCAAGUAUGGAGAUUGCAGAAACCACUGAGGAGACGGGUCCCAACUCCAUCCUUGUCGCUAUGGUAAUGCUGCUGAAUAUCGGCCUUGCAAUAAUAUUUGUCCAUUUUCUGACAUGAUAGUGCUCAUUCUUAGCGAAAACACGGCAAGCUAUGCAGUCGCAUCGCCAGCCUUGAAAAAAAUAAAAUGGCGCCGAUGAGUCACGGUGGCAGCCCCAAGGUGUUUGGUUAACAGCUUGACACCGGAAUCGGGAGGAAGGCGUCACUACCAUCGACCUGUCACGGGCCCCGCCUGGACCUCCCCUGCCAAUUAGCACUCCUUUGGGCUUCUGGAAAAUCUGAGGUGAAAUGUUGUGUCUAGUGAGUUAUAAUAAACCAAUCAAACGUAGUGGAAGUCAUUUCAACCCGCUGGCGCCGAGGCGAGCGGCGGCCCGCGUGGCCAGAGGAGGCGGCGGGCUGACGGACUUUGCUGCCGGGAGCUGCACUUUUAGAUGACGGGAGCAAACAGCUGCCUUUCUAUUUUGCCAUCGCUAGGAGGUGACGAUGGCGGGGCGUGGAACGGUUGCAGUGGGAGCAUGCGGAGCGUUUUUCAGGGGAUUGGGGGGGUUCCCGCCGCUUUGUGCAACAGGAAGCCGGCCUGAGCCUGUUGCUAAGCAGUCAGUGCUAGCACGGACACUUGCCAGUCUUACUGUUUUAAAAGCUCGUCAUGUUUGUCCAGCUCCAUCCGACUCUGCUCAAAACGACCUGCGUUGCAUGACACUGUUUUGGUAUUUUUUUUUCAGUGUAUUGUUUGUUCUUUGUCGUUCAUGGGAUGGUGGUUAACCUUUUCUUUUUUGAAUUCCCACACCAAUCGAGUUGUAUUUUAUUGUAAAUGCAAGUGCAAUAUGUUCUAUUUUUCCAAAAGAGCUUGGAGUAUAUUUUGCCCCCCAAAAAAAUCUAAUAUUAUUGUAAAGUAUAAUUUAUCGCGGGGUGGGCAAACUAGGACUUGUGUUCCGUUAUACAAGCCAAAAUAGCAUUCGAUACUAAAAACAAAAUAUAGGCGGAGAUUGAGGGAGCGGCAUGGGGGGCAGUGCCCCCACUCCUUCGUGGCAGGAAAAUGUCAUUGCAUGUAAUUGACUUUCUUAUAAAUUAAUUUAAAAGGGAAGUUUGGAAUUUUUGACCUAAGGCUUAAUUUUCGAGUUAAUUUCAACAAAUUCCCUUUGUUUGUUUGAUAGUUGUUAGUUUCAAGGCUCCGGAGCGGCUAAGCUAGCACAAGUCAGUGGUGCCUGUUUAGGAUAGCGAUAAAUAACAGCAUAUGCAAGCAUGAGAAGCACCGAUGACCCAUGCAAUCAAUAGUGAUGGCUACGUUUUCAGGAUAAAAUUAUUAAAACUUACCAUUGCAUGUCAAUAACUGUAGUAUGAACACCAACAUUUGUAAUCCAGCAGCUUUGCAGGGAAAAGGCUGUCUAGCCAAGCGGGGCGGAGUGAUAUACCAUCGUUUUUUUCGACGCUGAUUUUUUUUUUUUUUUUGUCUAUGGGUACGAAAGUAACUCCCAGCAGACUGAGCAUGAGUGGCCGAAGCACACCUCUCUACUCUGGUUGCAUUAUGCAUGUAAAAAAAUAGUCCUGCAGAAUGAAUUACGGGAGUUUGGCGUGAUAUUGUUGUGGCUGACACUGAAACGAGCCAAUAACUGGAAAAAUUCCAGGGAAUUUGUUGAGAUGAACUCUACCAACUAAUCAAACCCCCACUAACUUGAAGAUUAAGCCUAAUGUCAAAAAUUCAGAACUUCUCCUUUAAAAUACAAGACCUAUCUUUUAAAAUGUCUAUAAAAGGUGUAAAGCAAUCAAACAAAAUAAAUGAAUGAAAUGAAAAAGGAUCCUACAAAUGGGUCAAAAUUAUUUUUCAAACAGAUCAUGUGACUAGCACCUUAGAGACGAUCCUUUGCUUUGCUUAGCCAAAACUAUACCUGAGAAAGCAAGUGGGAUAUUUAGAAUUUACUAUAAACCUAAGCUUUUAAAAGUUUCAACAACAACUGAGCUUGAACCGAGGAUUGAACACAAACAGUGUCAAGAUGUUUGUACAUAUAUACUGUAUUGUAAGUUAAUUUUAUUGCUGACAUGGCGUUUCAGGGUCAUCCAUAUGUUUUGCCCCACCCCUCCCACAAAAGUCAAACUCUGCCUAUGAAACAAAACCUUAGAGUACAUGGGUGAUUCUCAUGAGAGCUAUGCAUUACGGUAAUGAAGGAUAAAUACCAAAACUGGCUUAAUGCUACUCAGUCAUUUUGUUCAUCAACAGUUUGAGCUCUCUAAUAUUUUAUUUACAGUAAAAUAUAUAAUUGCUUAAUGUCUAAAAACAUGUAAUAAUACACAUUAUGGUGGGGAAGUAGGCAUAUACAGUAUGUAAACAGAAAUCUAUUAUCAACAUGAAAUAAGGCCAGACAAUCUUACCUUGUAGUCUUCUUAUGUCUUGCCUUCUUUCAGGUCAGAAUAAUUUUAUUUAAAUGAACCCACUGUGAUUAUGACGGGACCAUGAACACAGUGCAACAGUAAUGGGAGCUGCAUGCUUGGACACGAGCUUUUUGCUGAAUAUUUUUUAUACAAAGUGAAAAAAAAACAUCAGAGGUGGGUGGAGUAGCCGAAAGUAUUACUCGAGUAAGAGUAGCGUGACUUCAAAAUAGUAUUACUCAAGUAAAAGUAAAAGUAGUCAUCCAAAAAUGUACUCAAGUACAAGUAAAAAAUUAUCUGGUGAAAAGAAUACUCAAGUAACAUUGUGAGUAACUGCUUAAGAUGUUAGAUUUUUUUUCUUUUAAACAAUAGUAUUUUUUUCUCUCAUCACAACAUCAUCGAUAUGAACUGUUAUUACUAUACUCUACUAUAACCUAUUACAUAACCAUAUUAGGCCAAGAGAAUAAACAAAAAUCAUCAAAUUCCAACUCGUAAAAUGAAACAUUACCCGUCCAAAGAGCAAGCGUGCCCUCUAGUGGAAAAAAAAAAACGUAUUUCCUACUAUGAAUAUUUCCGUGUCAAAUAAAUAGCUGCCAAAUAAAAAAUGGCCGAAAGGUUGAAACGAAUCCGCGUUUUCGAGUAAUGUUGACUCUGUGUCAAAUAGUUUGUUUUAAAGACGCCACGUGAUUGAAUAGGCCGGCGUGACGAUAUGACUUCCAACUGCAGUGAGUGUACACAGAGGCGUUGCGUCCCAUUAGGCAAACUAGGCAAUUGCUUAGGGCCCCCAGCCAGCAGGGGCCCUAGGCAAUUGCCAAGCAACAGAUCAGAUUUAGCACACGCAGCUUUACUGCUUUACUGCGUACAGUGACAAGUGCGACAGUGCCAGUGAAAGCUUUGUGUCUUGAGUUCCCUGAAGCGGCCCUUUCACUCGCUCUACAACCCCCCCCCCCUUCCUCACGUGAGCGGCGAUUUGGCUUUUUUUUAAUUGGCGUAUAUCUAAAAUGAAGAGAAGUUAUCCUUAUUGGAAGCGACAAAAGAAAGAAAAAAAGCAGAAGAGGAGAAAAGGAAGUAAGACAGCGGUGAGUGUACUAUGUUACUGUAGAUUUAUGUCCUAAUGUAGUAGAAGCCGGGCACUUUGAGUGUCCGAAAAAGCGCUCUAUGAGACCGAGGCGUUAUUAUACUUUUAUCAAAUAUGCUAUUACUCCAAGUCCAACUGUCCCCCUUACUUGCACACGCUCGAAGGGCCCAAAGUUGCUUGUUGCCUGGGGCCCCCGUGGACCCUUGCUACGCCUCUGAGUGUACAGUGAUCCCUCGUUUUUCGUGUUUAAUGGGGACCAGAACCCGCCGCGAUAAGUGGAAAAACUGUGAACCGCCCCCCCACACACACCCAAAAUAUAUAUAUAUAUAUUUUUUUUUUAAUUAAUAAUACUCAAGUCAUUUUAUUUUCGAAGAUUUUUUUGUGUGUGUUCAAUGUAUUUAUUAAAAUGUAUCAAUGGAAGAAGAUACAUAUAAGACAUGUUUUUCACCUUUUUCCCCCAAAGUAUAAUUAAAAAAAAAACUUUUAUGUGUGUAUAUAUUUUAAUAAAUAGUUUUAAGCACUUUAAAUGUAAUAAUUAUGAUAAGUUUUAAACAUGUCCCACAGAAUUCUUUUUAAACAAGAAAAAAGUGGAUGCCCAAUCAGGGCUGCAGCUUUUGAAUAUUUUAGUAAUCGAAUAUUCGACUGCAAAUUCUAUCGAUUAAUAGAGUAAUUGGGUAGAACAUUUUUUUAGGUAAAGAGCAAUUAUAAAUAUACAUGAGAAAACGAGACAUUUCACCUAAUAUUGAACCAUUUUCAGACUAUCAAUGUUUUUAUUUUCGAUGUACACUGUUGAAAACAGCCGACAAUUGCAUCUUAGAUGAGACUAGAAAAAGAAAAAAAAGACUAAUUCACUGCUUUCACUCAAAAAACUUUUAGAUUUAAAAAAAAAGAAAAAAUCUUAUUUCUGACCUAAAAAUGCACUUGAUAACACCCAUCACUUAAAAGUUAGGGUUUUUUCCCCAUGUGUUUCAAUUGAAUUUCCAUUUGUGUCAAGCUGUUUUGAAGUUCUGGUUAAGUUUAAAGUUAGUCUAAAUUGUAAGUCCUGAUAGGAUGUUGAGAUUUUGCAGUGUUCAAAAUAAAUGUAUGAUACCUGCUGUAUUGGAGCACAUUAGGCACCAGUGCUACUUGGUAUUUUAUCCAGCAAUGACUACUGAGCUAAAAUUCAAAGUUAAUUUUAUUAUGUUUUUAUUUUACACCCUCAUCACUCUACAGUGCUGUGUUUUUACGGAUUAAAUAAAGCCUGUGUGUAAGACAUGUUAGCCACACAUCGACAGUAGUCAUAAUUAAUAGAAACCUAGCCCGCUGCCGGGCUAACGUUAGGUUAGCAAGGUACAGUAACGUUAAUCUUAUUUAUUAGCGCUGAGAAGGCUAUUGCUUUAAGAUGGCGACUGUUUACUAAUUUCGCAUCUAGUUCUAUAUACAUGUGCAGAUGGCGCCAAGUGUGUCAUUUCACAUCUAGUUCCCUAUACAUGAUGUGAUAUCUAUGAGACGCAUCAGACGCUACCACAGUAGCAUCAUGCGGGCGUAAUUUGUAGCAAGGCUGGCAGUGUAUGUAGCGGCUGUCAGCUGCAGUCAGAUAUUCUUCUUCUUCCUCAUUAAAAGUAGUCCGGGCAAAACUUGAUGCUUAGAGCUGGCAAAAUUAAACGAUUCCUCGAGGCGAAUAAAAUUAUGUAGAUCCAUUUUUAAACUCGAGUUACUCAAGUAUUCAUUUCAGCUCGACGCCCAAUCCAUUUAAAAAAAAAAAGUUUUUAAAAAAUGCUUGUCUUUACUAAAUGCUUCAUUGAGUGAGUCCGCUCCAGCUGCUCACUAACACACAAUGAGUUGCCACACCAACUGUUUAAAAAGUUAAACGAUGAUUGACUCAUGCGGCGCUUUGUAGGUCAAGUCUCUGGCAAGACUUAACCGUCUCUCAAUUAUGGUUUACUUUAAUAGGCAAAUCCAGUUCACUCUCUGACUAACAAAGAGCAGGGAGAGGCAGGGAGGGAGGAAGAUUGAGACUACGCGAUCAGCUCGGGAGAGCUCAUCUGUAGUUUUUAUUUUGUUUAAUUGGAAAAAAAAAUCUGCGAUGGACUGACGGCGUGAAGUUUGAAGCGCGAAGUAGCGAGGGAUCACUUUAUUGUUAAUUCUGAUUGGUAUAAUGGAGUCAUGUGAUUAUUGUUGUGACAUUUCAUUGGCGAAACUGGUAGAGUCACUAUUUGCCAAACCGAAAAUGUAGAAUAUGGAGGGGAAAAGUAGCUGACCGUUUUGUCUUCGCAAAGUUACUCAAAUAAAAGUAAAAAGUAUGGUGUGGUAAAACUACUCUUAAAAGUACAUUAAGUACUCAUAAACGUAGAUGUAAUGGAGAAAAUGUAACGCGUUACUACCCACCUCUGGAAACCAUUAUUGCUUAUAAUGGUCUGCUAAAUUAUAUAGUUUUAAACAAAUGGAUAUAUUUUUGUAGUGAAAUUAUUUGAAUAUUUAUUAUACUGUACGGAGUUGAAAACAUCAAAGCUUUUCAUGGACGCAUUACAGUAAUGAAUUUCCUAGUUAAACGUUAUUUUGGUAACAAAUGGUGGACAUCAAAGACAUAACCAUAUUUCAACUAAAAAUGAGCUAUUUCAUGACGAGAUCCCUAUAUAAGUCCACAAAGACAUAGUUUAACUUGGCUUCAUGAGAAUCGCCCAUCUGCUGUUUUUUAAAGGCACAAAUGCUCAUAAUAUAGCAAAAGAAGCAUUAGUUGUGACGCUUUAUCAAAUUUAAUGUCCUUUAAACGGACCGUAAUGACUCCUUGUAGGAAAGUGUUUCCUACCCCUGAUGUUAAUUGACAGCUGGCAAAUGAAGUUUAUUGACGCUGGCUGUCGAGAGUAGCGUUAACAAAGGUCUUAUUGUUAUUUAUUUAAAUCCAAAUAAAAUGUUUUAUUAUGUACUGCAACACAUGCCUGGGCUCCAAUCCCCCCGUGUUUUCACCUCCGAGAAAUUUGCCCCCCAUCAGACGAAAGUUUAUAUAAAAAUGAUGUCAAUCGUUUGUCCUACGUAUGUGCUGUAAAAAGUUUCGUUUGUGCUGCGAUUGUUCAUAAGAUACUUACAAUUCUUUUAUAGCUCAAUCUGAGGUCAGAUAGCCCCCUAUUUUGAUUAAAAAUGGCUGAAAAUUGCUUCGUUUGUGCUGUAAAAAGUUAAGUUUAUGCUGCUAUCGUUCUUGAGAUUAAUUUCGAGUGAUGAGGUCACGCAGCUCCCCAUUUAUUCCAUAAUGGACCCGAAAUGGUGCCAUUCUUUUAUGCUCCGUUUGUGCUUGUUUGUGCUGUAAAAAAUUUAGUUCAUGUUGCUAUCGUUUUAUAGAUAUUGAGGUAUUAAUUUGGAGUGAUGACGUCAAUCGCAGCCCCUCCGUCGCGGCUGAGGGAGCGUACAAACUUUCUCAAUAACAGAGGGGUGUCCCAACAACUAGCGCAAAUGUGGCACAAACCAAUAGCACCCCUUCGGGUCCAUUUUGCAGAGUCACGUCAUCACUCGAAAUGAAUAUCUCACCCCCCAUUUACUGCAAAAUGGAUCCGAAGGGAUGCCAUUUGUUUGUGUCACGUUUGUAUAGGGAGUUGGAUACAAAAAAGCUGCAAGUGAUGUCAUCAUUCGAAAUAAUAUCUCAAUAUCCAUAAAACCAUAGCUGCACAAAGGAAAAUUUUUACAGCACAAAUGUAGCACAAACUAUUUUCAUCAUUUUUAAUCAAAAUGGGGGGCUGGUUGAACCAUAAAAGUAUUGUUAAUACCUCAAAAAUGAUAGCACAAACGAACAUUUUUUCAGUAGAAACCUAGCACAAAAGAAUAACAUCAUUUUUCUAAAAAUUUGCGUCUGAUGGGGGGCCAACUUCACAGAGGUCAUGUUCUCACCAUUGCUUUCCUCUUGGAUGCAAUGGCUGCUGCGAGGGUGAUGCAAACGCUGUUGGGGAGGGCGCAAGGUUCGAUUUAUUCAGGUUGAUGGGGGAAAUGUGGUGGCCGGCGGGUAAGAGGAAUAAUGCCUUUAAAAGUCUUUAACAGUGCUGUUUACCUUGUUCGAAAGAUAAGGACGCUGACGUGUGCCAUCCUUGUCUUAAUAUUGUGCGGGAUACUCGUGACUGUUGUCAUCAUGCUUUUUAAUGAGAUCACUCGUAUCACAGAAACUUUGUUGUCUCCGUUGCAGCUAGGGCAUGACUUUCUUUAAC